ACAUGAUUAACUGUGGAUUGUAGCAUUAUGUAGAUACGAUCAUAAGAACAAUUUAAAGCUAAUAACGCUCUUCGUGUUCGUGUGAGGGUAUCACAGAAAAAUGACUCGCAGAGUGUCACCGAAUUUUUAGGAUUUAAUGAAACUGAAAAAGCGGAAGAGUCUGUGCGCGCAGUGCGUGAAUAUGCCCGCCAAGGUCUCAAAGAAGGUCGUGGGCAUGAUCGUACGAAGCCGAAAAUUCAUUAUUAAGGAUGGGGUCAUUACGAGUUCCGGUAUUGGAGAGGCAAGUGUGUACCAUGCUCUGGUUGUAAUAUUUUUGGAAUUUUUUGCAUGGGGUUUAUUAACCAUGCCUGUUAUCUCUGUAUUAAAUAUGACAUUUCCAAAUCAUACGUUCCUGAUGAAUGGUUUGAUAAUGGGCAUUAAAGGAAUCUUGUCAUUUCUUUCUGCACCACUGAUUGGUGCUUUGUCUGAUGUGUGGGGUCGAAAAUUCUUUCUACUCAUCACGGUAGCCUUCACAUGUGCGCCGAUUCCUCUAAUGAGCAUUAACACAUGGUGGUUCUUUGCUAUGAUCUCCAUCAGUGGUGUCUUUGCUUGCACAUUUUCAGUGGUAUUUGCAUAUGUUGCUGAUGUUACUGAAGAACAUCAAAGGUCUCCAGCAUAUGGCAUGGUAUCAGCAACUUUUGCUGCAAGUAUGGUAAUAAGUCCAGCAUUGGGAGAUUAUAUCAUGAAAGAGUUUGGAGAAAAUCUUGUGGUUGCAUUAGCAACUGCUAUUGCAGUGUUGGAUGUGUUUUUUAUAUUAGUGGCUGUACCUGAAAGUUUGCCUGAAAAAGCUCGUCCACCAGCACCUAUAUCUUGGGAGCAGGCAGAUCCCUUUGCUUAUCUUGGAAAGGUUGGCAAAGAUCACACUAUCUUAAUGUUGUGUAUUACUGUGUUCCUGAGCUAUCUUCCUGAAGCAGGACAGUAUAGUUGUAUAUUUGUCUAUUUGACUAAGGUUAUGGGAUUUACUGCUUUGAUGGUAGCGAUUUUUAUUGCUGUAGUAGGAGUUUUAAGUGUUGGAGCUCAGAGUCUCUUGGGUCCUUUGAUAAGAACACUUGGCAGUAAACACACUAUAAUGUUGGGCCUUUUAUUUGAAAUGCUACAACUCAUGUGGUUUGGCUUUGGAUCCCAAACAUGGAUGAUGUGGGCAGCUGGAGUACUUGCUGCUGUGUCAAGUAUUACAUAUCCUGCAAUUUCUGCAUUCAUAUCCAUGCAUUCUGAUGCUGAUAAGCAAGGUUUGGUACAAGGCAUGGUAACCGGAAUGCGUGGAUUAUGUAAUGGUCUUGGGCCUGCAAUGUUUGGAGUAAUCUUUUAUCUGUUUCGCGUUGAUCUCAACGACAAUUCUCCUUCCCUUCCCGCAAAGCCAUCUCCUUUAGAUGAAAAUAAUAAAACAGGAACUGCCACACAACAUCUCGAUAUUAUGCCACAGGUAGUAACCCAGCUUGUACCAGGACCACCAUUUGUGUUUGGUGCAUUACUUGUGAUAUGUGCAUUACUAGUAGCUGCAUUUAUACCCGAUUCAAACACAAUGCCAACAGGUCCAUUGCAUCAUCCAUCCACCUCCCGGAGGCCCUCCGGUAAAUACGCAUAUCAGAAAUGUUUAUCCUUGGAUGUACAUUAUGAGGGAGACAAAUUGGGAAGCGGAAAAGGAAAAAUAGGUCCGCUGUCACCUCUAGUCGACAAUUGCAACUCUGCUGCUCUAUAGCUAUUGUGAAAAUUAAGACAAGCCACAGCAAAGAAGAGGGAUGCAUACCCUUGCCCAGUGACGAAACUCUAUAUUUAGAGAAACAGUUACUAUCAAGUGCACCUACUUCAC
Habropoda laboriosa is the source of this 1849-nucleotide messenger RNA. Its product is annotated as hippocampus abundant transcript 1 protein-like. NCBI's taxonomy places the organism in Eukaryota, Metazoa, Arthropoda, Insecta, Hymenoptera, Apidae. The transcript has 7 exons. Gene Ontology annotation, cellular component: membrane. Gene Ontology annotation, biological process: transmembrane transport. The coding region runs from base 137 to 1738 and encodes 533 amino acids. The record is from RefSeq and is a predicted model, not a curated record. Gene Ontology annotation, molecular function: transmembrane transporter activity.